This is a messenger RNA of Xiphophorus hellerii (green swordtail), 1322 nucleotides long. Its product is annotated as male-enhanced antigen 1-like. The record is from RefSeq and is a predicted model, not a curated record. The transcript has 4 exons. Bases 500 to 1045 code for a protein of 181 amino acids. Lineage: Eukaryota; Metazoa; Chordata; Actinopteri; Cyprinodontiformes; Poeciliidae. Gene Ontology annotation, biological process: spermatogenesis.
CUGUGGUGGUUCUGAUCCGGUCUUACUGGAUCCAGAUAAGUCUUGAACCAUCAUGUGGAUCCUAAUAAAAUCAUUGCGGUUCUGGUUCUUCAUCUCAGAAUCAUCAGUUUUGAUUUUCUUGAAGAUGAUCAGAAACUUCCGGUUCUUCAGGGGAACAUGACGGGUUUGUUGCUCUCUGGCGCCACCCUGUGGCUUCCUUUAGCGUCUCUCCGAGCAAAGCAGAACCAAGUCCGGAUCUUAUUUUUAUUAUUUUACUGCGAAGUUCAUUUAUUACAACCUACUUCACUUAAUGUCUUCACUCUGGUUGUUGUCUGAUAAGAAAUGCCAUCAGUUUUUCUUUUGUUCAAUAAAGUUCGUCCAAAAAAAAACUUCUGAAAAGCACUUCCGUUGCUACUUGUGACGCACCCGGAAGUGCUGGUGCAUCACUCGCUGCGCCUGGCAGCAGAGGCUAACAGCUAACUCCAGGUGAAGCAGACCCAAAGAGGGCUGCGUCUCGUGGAUGGAAGUGUGCCGCUCAGCGAUGGGACCAGAGAGAGUGCUGCCGAGCUCAGAGGACGAGCUGGGGGAGGACGAGCGUCCGGUGGACGGGGCGGUGCUGCCUGGGGGGGAGGACGGAGUGGAGGAAGAGGAGGAGGAGAGCGGCGGGUACUACUACCAGCCUCUGAACCAGGACCCGGACGGACCCGGGGAGCCGGAGGAGGAGGACAGGGGGGACACGUCCCACUCGGAGCAGCUGCAGCAGCUGCAGCACAGGAUAGAGGUGAUGGGUCUGCACCUACCUGAAGCUCCGCCCCCAGACAGCGACGAGGAGGAGGACCCGGAGGGGGCGGCGGCGCAGAGGAGCCGAGCGUCCAUCCCCAUGGAUCCAGCCCAUGUGGAGCUGGUGAAGAGGACGAUGGCGGGCGUGGCGCUGCCCUCGCUCGGCGUGCCGCCCUGGGCGCAGCAGAUCUCCGACGCCCAGUGGAGCGAUCUGGUCCAGAACGCGCUGCAGGAGCGCCAGAGUUCUGCCGGGCUGCGGAUGCUGCGCCGGAACCACGUCCCCUGAACGCACCGCGAUUCCUACAGGACCCUGAACGCACCGCCAGCAGCUGCAGCCUCGGCCGCUCCUGGUUCCGAUCCGACCCAGAUAACUGUUUACUGACUCUUUCUUCUUCUGUGGUUUAGUCUGGACCAGCUUCCUUCCCGUCUCAUUGCUCUCAUGUUUCCUGUUGUGUGUAGAAACAGGAAGUGGUCAUACAUGUGGGCGGGAUCUGCUUUAUUUCUGCUGUACAUGAACAUCUGUACAAAUCACCGUGUGAUGCUCAAUAAACAUCUGGAACAGC